Molecule: messenger RNA, 1959 nt
Organism: Zootermopsis nevadensis
Lineage: Eukaryota; Metazoa; Arthropoda; Insecta; Blattodea; Termopsidae
Product: protein phosphatase 1 regulatory subunit 42-like
Molecular function (GO): protein binding
Source: RefSeq, a predicted model, not a curated record
GUUUUAUAUUUACAAAAUAACUGUUUGACAAAAAUUGACAAUUUGGAGCAUGCCUGUCAACUGACUCAUAUAUACCUCCAGAGAAAUAAAAUCAGCAAAAUUGAAAGUUUAAAUGGCCUAAGAAAGCUGAAGAAAUUGAGCCAAAUCCUCUUAGAACAAUGUCCAACGGAACAGCAUGCCUGCGAACCUUGUUAAACACGAAGUCGUACAAUACUAUCUUGCAUGCAUAAAACCGCCUGAACAGAAAUUGUAUCAACUGAACUGUAAUUUCCCCUCACAUACACUACAUGCCGAAAGUCAUAUACAGCACUUCAGAACGGAAAGAAACUCCUGCGAUCGAACCACUUCCAUCACACGCACAGACAAUAGCAGAGACCAUCCCAAUCUAUGGUUAUCUAUGACACGAUUUUCCGUCAACAUGAGUAAUGGACGAGUACAUAGUAACCAGAUUCUUUAAGCUGUUACACGUGCAGAUCUUCAAAUACCAGUUACUGUUAACCAAAAUUAAUUUGCCAACAAAUCUCAGUAACCUCGCUCAAUACCAAAUUAAUGAAAAUCAAAUUUCUCGAGUUAUUACAUUAGGAUAGACCGAAAUGACGAAGAUACUAGGCGCAUUUUUGCAACUUCGUUGUGAAAGCGCCUAAAAUACAAAAUCUGGAGCUCACAUUGAGAUGCUACGACACGAUUUAACAGACAUGAUUAGUAGUGGAUACUUAGGAUACAACUGCAUAACUGUGAUUGAGGGUUUAGACAAGCUCUGCAAUUUGGAAGAACUGCACAUACAGAAUCAGCAGCUGCCACAAGGAGAAACUCUACAAUUUGAUCCAAGAACUAUGAAAGGACUUGCUAAAUCCCUGCAUGUUUUGGAUGUUACUAGUAAUGGUCUGACAUCAGUUGCUGACUUACAGUGCCUACAUAACCUGAAAUCACUGACAGCUCAAUAUAACUGUCUUAGUGAUACCAUAGAUCUAAUACAGGCUGUGUCCCAGUGGUACCGCCUUACCAGUCUGGAGUUAAUAGGAAAUCCUGUCUGUUCACAACAAAAGUAUAGAGAGAGACUCAUAAUAUUUUCCAGCAACAAUUUAGUAUUAUUGGAUGGGAAACAGAUCCAUGACACCAGUAGGGAUUUCCUCAAGAGACUGGAAAUCAUCAAAGGACACAAAAUGGCUUCACCUAUAAACCAUAGUAACCCUACAUUACCUGCAGACAUCGCAAACCUAACCAAGAAUUUUACUCCUGGAGUAAUGAAAUCAAUAACACAUUCUAUCUUACAUGAUGCUGAACUCAAAGCAACCUCAAGUGAUUAUGCAAGCAAACGAUGCAACAGUUUAAUGUUCCAAACUUGAAAGGUUUGGAGGUGGACAAUUUUCCAACAUCAAGUUCACUUGUUCCUCAACACUUGUGGCAGCAAGGAAAUAGUGAUGUAAAAACAAACAAGGGCCAGGAAGUCAGUACAGACUCAAAUCCUCAUUGGGUCAUCAUGAUGUACAUAUUUAUAGUGUUGUCCUGUAUUUCAAGCUGGAUAUUCACCUCCUGUUGGCUGUCCACAAGUCCAUGAUAACUUAUUGAACGAAAUCACUACAACCUGAUAACAUGCCUUGAAACAAUAACAAAGGACUCAUGUAAUAUGGCAAUUUGAUGACAUGCAGAAAUUAAUACAACUCAGAACAUUCUGAUAAUUGAACUGGGAUUACAAUAAAAGAUUUCUGUACAUAAUGAAUAUUUAGUUAAACUGCAUUAGGUUCCAGUACAUGAAGGUAUGUUGUAGAAGCAUCCACUGUUUAACUAAUGAACUUCAUUAUAUAAAAAGUGAAUUUUUAUUUAUCACUAAGCACUUACAACACACUAGCAUUUUUAGUUUUUUAUUUCUUCCCUUAUGUGCAUUGUGUAUGCUCUGUUUUUAAACAUAAAAAUAAUCAGAUUUACAUCUGAUCUUUCUUUACAAUAAGCAAAAAAGAG